This is a messenger RNA of Colletotrichum lupini, 1704 nucleotides long. RefSeq lists its product as uncharacterized. Lineage: Eukaryota; Fungi; Ascomycota; Sordariomycetes; Glomerellales; Glomerellaceae. The record is from RefSeq and is a predicted model, not a curated record. The transcript is spliced from 11 exons. Bases 1 to 1704 code for a protein of 567 amino acids.
AUGUCACUUUUGGGCCUUGUGGUGACGGCAUCCCAAUGCCACGGAAAGCUUGCGACAAUAACACUUUGCAAUGAGCUGAAGCUACUUGCUCUGGUAAUGAUAGUGUCCCUACUCAAGCAUCACAUAGACUCCAACACAGUCGACAACUUGACAGUGCUGAUCGCCGCUACGGAUCGCCCUGUUCCCUGCAUUCCCGCGCAUCCUACGGUGCCUACGUGCUCGCUUCUCCUCACUUACACGCACAGCUCUCCAGCUUUCGUCCACCAUGAAACCCCCCAAUCUCGCGGGCCUAGCCACCGUCUGCACAUCAUGUCGCACUCUCUCCCUUUCUGCGCAGUACCUCUCCGCCGAGGGAAUACAACGUCAAAACUCACAACUCACUUACCACUGGCCAAGUCCUAUUUCACGCAGCUCCUCCCAGGUCCUCCCUCCAACCCUCCCGACUCACUGCUUUGCGGCCUGCGGCUUGCCUGCCGCUUCGAGGACACUUUGCUGUUGAUCCGAAUUGAUUCAAAUAAAUUCGAUACAUGCGACCAGCGGGUACAUUGCAGACCUCCGACCGCGAGACACAUUUGCGCCAUGCGGACCAACGGAUCGCAUGUGGAAUGUAUCGUCCUGCCAUCGGCCGUCAAUCAGCCGCCGACCCCCUUUCCGCCCGGGCUUCAACCGCAUCCAGAUCCCGAUAAUUCCACUCGCCGUCUACGGAGUACACUAACGGGACCUGGACCCUCGGGAAUACAAUUCUCUCUGUGUCUCGCCUUUUCUUCCCACUUGCGUAAAGGACAAGAGAUUGCGCGGUCCGGUGGUCCCGGUUCGCCCUCCACCGUUCGCCGAUUGAAGAAAUACCAAGAGCCCGAAAAGAGCACCAGCAUCUUCCGUGUUCGGCGAAUCACUUACCCAAAGUUGCAACGACGGAACCGGCGCGCAUACUCGUCCCGUUCCCCAAGACACGACCUGCACAUCGCGGCGGCCGGCGCAACGCACUCGCGGAGGGCCUCCCGGGCGGUCUACCUGCAGGAUCUGUGCUGUGCUGUGCUUCUGAGAAGCAAACGCGCAUAUCAGUAUCCCGUACGGAGUACUUCGUACAUGACAACUCAACCCUACACUAUGAAGAGGACCCUGCAGCUCUUGUCCUCCGAGAAGCUAAACCUCUCUUGGACUGGAGUUGGCUACUGGCACCGCUGGCAGGCCGCAGAGUGGCAGAGGCAGACUUUCAACUUGCGCGCAAAUAUCCGUACAGAGGCAGAGUGUGGUUCGCAUGGUCUCGCACAUGCUUUCCAACGGCGCGAAUGUGACGGGCUGUUUGUAUCCGCAUCUUGCUGGAAGUUUGCUCUCCCCUCCAGGGGGCCCUCCACAAUGUCUGCCUGUCAAUUUGACAUCCUCACAUCCCCUCCUAGGGCCCUAACGUCGCUUACCGUGGAGAACUUUGAUGUGGCGAUGAGAGGGGGGCUAGCACUCCACGUCGGUCUGCAGGACGUGCAGCUCGCGCACAUUGGCACGUUGUUGGCGCGCAAAGCACGUUUGGCGACACAGUUAAUUGCAUGGUUUUGUCUGUCAAUUGUGACGCGAACCCUCGGCUGCGCAGGUUGCCCUAGUUGGGAACGACUCGGACAGCCAUGUGAUUGUCUCUUGGCGUGGUUUCUGCCUCAUCUUGACUGUACAGCUGCGAAGCUCGCGACAUAUAUCAACCUUGCUGGCGACUAG